Messenger RNA from Notolabrus celidotus (New Zealand spotty), 1625 nucleotides. RefSeq names its product four and a half LIM domains protein 3-like. The transcript has 6 exons. Gene Ontology annotation, molecular function: transcription coregulator activity; actin binding. Gene Ontology annotation, cellular component: nucleus; stress fiber; Z disc. Lineage: Eukaryota; Metazoa; Chordata; Actinopteri; Labriformes; Labridae. The record is from RefSeq and is a predicted model, not a curated record. Gene Ontology annotation, biological process: actin cytoskeleton organization. The coding region runs from base 218 to 1093 and encodes 291 amino acids.
AGAGGGUGGAGUUCGCAGGAAUAGUUUGGUUUUACGCACCAGACACACAUGCUUUAGUCAGUGGAAAGUCGUCACUUUCAGCUCGCAGGAGUCCACGGAGGAUUUUUAACUGUCUGUCAUAUUAUACACCAGAGCAGCACGAGCUCACAAACUGCUCCGAUCCUGCAGAGAGAGAGAGAGAGAGAGAGUCUUCUGAGAGCAUCUCCAGAGGCAGCUGAUGCGCAAAGAGAGAGUUCAGCCAAAGACAGAAACCAUGAGUGACCAGUUUGACUGCAAAAACUGCAACGAGUCCCUGUGCGGACGCAAAUACAUCCAGGUGGAGGAACAACCACACUGCAUCCCCUGCUACGACCGCCUGUACGCCAAAACCUGUCAGGAGUGUAAAGAAAUCAUCGGUCAUAAUGCAAAGGAGCUCUUCUACGAGGACAGACAUUACCACGCGCACUGUUUCCGCUGUUUCCGCUGCGACCGCUCUCUGGCGGACGAGCCCUUCACCAGCCAGUCCGACGCUCUGGUGUGCAGCGACUGCUACUGCAACGAGUACUCCUCCAAGUGUGUGACCUGUGACAAGAUAGUCAAGCCAGGUUCCAGGAUGUUGGAGUACGGCGGCUCCACGUGGCACGAGGACUGUUUUGCGUGUCAUGGCUGUGAGAAGUCGAUCGGUGCUGAGGCCUUCAUACCUGACCAGAACAACUACUAUUGUGUGCCGUGCUAUGAGGGCCGGUUUGCUCCUCAGUGCAGCCACUGCAAGAAGGCUCUGACUAAAGGAGGAGUGACCUACAAGGACGAAGUGUGGCACAAAGAGUGUUUUGUCUGCACGGGCUGCAAAGCUCCACUAGCCGGACAACCUUUCACCUCGCAGGGAGAGAGUCCGUACUGUGUCAAGUGUUUCAGCAGCCUGUAUGCCAAGAAGUGUGCCGGCUGCAACACGGCCAUCACAGGGUUCGGAGAUGGGAAGUACAUUUCUUUUGAGGACCGGCAGUGGCACCAGCCGUGCUUUAAGUGUUCCCGCUGCUCCGUGUCGCUGGUGGGGUCCGGGUUCUUCCCCGACCGUGAUAAGAUCCUGUGUACAGACUGCAACAGCGACGAGUGACCAGCACCCACUACUCACCUGCAUCACCUGCACCUGGCACGGCGAAUAUCAAACACUGCCGACACCAGCGGAGAGAAAACUUCUCAACCUCAGUCUUGCACUUGAACACUGCAAUAGAACAGUCACAGUUUCAAGUUGAUACAAAGCUCAGUAUUAACAACUCAAAACUCUUGUCAGCCGUUAGCACGUUGAAAUGUUUGUAUAAAUUCUGCAGAAACAUCCUGUGUUGUAGAUGUACGACUUUUUUCCCUUUAUUUUAUUUUUUGCACAUCUAAGACUAAAGAAGAUAUGGAAGAUACUUGUAAACCUUUAAGUUAAACUGUUUGUUUAUUCAUUUAACUAUUAUAACUUUUUUUUUUCGUGACUGCUGCAAAGAAAUUUGAAUGUUAAGACCUACGCUUGGCACACAUAUUUAUACUUUUCAAAUAGUAUUCUAACGUGUACAGCUGCCAUCCCUUUUCCUUCUGCUUCCUGCAUCCAAAUGUAUUUCUUUAAAAUGAAAAUUUGAAAAAAAAAAACAUUACAUGCAAUA